UGAAGAUAUCAGAUCAGACGAUGGGCCUGUAGCAUGGAGCAUCCCUGGCAUGGGGGCACCAGGCGGAAUGGCCCAGGAUAUACACUACCUCAGAGAGAGGUGCUUGAGGAGAAGUCUGGCUAUCCUGCAGAUGCCAGGCUUCAAGCAUUGCGCAAGCGCCAUGCGGAGGUCAUGACUGUGUGUCGGCCGCCCAACGCGCAGCCCAAAACGGCGCCCCCAACGGCGCCCAACAGAAUGCAGGGAGCUCCCAGCCAAAGCUUUGGGCCUCCCUUCAGCAAGCAGAAGGAGCUUCAAAGACAAUGGGCUACUGAGCAAGAUGAGGAGAAUGAAGAUGAAGACCAUGAAGAAGAGGAAGAAGAAGAAGAAGAAACCAUAGAAGGCGAGUUCGAAGAUGACGGAGAACCCUUGGUCGACGGGGACAAUCACAACUCCUUUCGACGUGGCUGGGAUGAGGAGAUUGCGCAAGCAAAGGCAUUAGCGAAGGUUGAAGCUCUGGCCCAAGCACGAAAGGAGCUCCUUCACGAACGCUCUAGAUGGCAAGAGGAGAAGAAGAGCUUGGAAGAAGAGCUAAAGGCGAUGAAAGCAACAUGCCUAGCCACUCCCAAAGCCCAAGGCGACGAUCCUGGAGGCCUGGACCUCUUUGAAGUGGGUCCCUGGUUGACCAAGCAGCUGCCGAGUCGCCCGAGACGGCAAAGUGAGGUGCCCGAGGUGCUUCUGGAUUCCUCCCUUUGGACUCUCCUGGCUCAGCAGCCGAAGAACGCCAUCAGUGACCCAUACACCUUGAGCUUUGGUGUCUUUCUUGGAAGUGAAGAUGACAGGCAGGGCGUGCUGCGACUUCAACAACUGAAAUGCUGCCCCAAGGCCUUCAUUUGGCAGCCAAGCGAGGCAUCUGAGACCCAAACAACUUUGCAAGAAGACCUCUGUCGAGCGGAAGAACGCUUUUUGUCCGAGACGUUCAUCCCUUGGGCUGAGGAGCAGGAUAGCAAAGUCGCUUGGCUUCUUUGCAAUGAUGGUGAGGCCUUCACGUUGGGCCGUCCAUUCAUGACCUUUGGCCAGGCAGCAGCCGCAGCCGGAACAAGGUGGCGUUCGGUGGCGCUCGUGCUGGACCGGAUCAGAACAGGUGCUGAGCCAGCCAUUGAGGCGCUGGCGCUUGGAGAUGGUGGACGUCGAAUGGUCUUCGACCUGGGCUGACGGAAAAGUCCGCAGCAUGAAGCGCAUCAGAGGGGCAAAGGGCCGAAUAGGAGCAAGGACGCUAGUAGAG
Durusdinium trenchii is the source of this 1261-nucleotide messenger RNA. The record is from the annotation of a GenBank genome assembly. Lineage: Eukaryota; Dinophyceae; Suessiales; Symbiodiniaceae.